Camelina sativa (false flax) is the source of this 1593-nucleotide messenger RNA. RefSeq names its product cytochrome P450 708A2-like. The record is from RefSeq and is a predicted model, not a curated record. Gene Ontology annotation, molecular function: heme binding; iron ion binding; oxidoreductase activity, acting on paired donors, with incorporation or reduction of molecular oxygen. NCBI's taxonomy places the organism in Eukaryota, Viridiplantae, Streptophyta, Magnoliopsida, Brassicales, Brassicaceae. Gene Ontology annotation, biological process: sterol metabolic process; brassinosteroid homeostasis; multicellular organism development.
UUCUUCCCUCUUAUUCAUGCAACAUUCAUCCAUAAAACAAAUAUAACCAAAAUAGUUGACAAAAAAGAAAGAAAUUAAUAUGGAGGCCAUUUAUAAGCUAUGGAUUGUGAUCGUUUCACUCAUAGUGGUGAAGCUAUGCCAUUUGAUCUAUCAAUGGAGCAAUCCAAAGUGUAAUGAAAAACUUCCUCCAAGGUCGAUGGGUUUUCCAAUCAUUGGAGAAACUAUUGAGUUCAUGAAACCUCUUGAUGCUCUUCAGUAUUCAACUUUCCUCAAAAAGAGACUCUUGAGAUAUGGACCGCUUUUUCGGACAAGCUUAUUUGGAGGCAAAGUUAUAAUCUCAAUGGAUAAUGAACUGAAUUUGGAGAUGGCAAAGACAAAUCGUAUACCUGGUAUCACGAAGAGCUUAGCACGUCUAUUUCCAGAAGAUAACAAUUUAUUUUUGCAGAGCACAGAGUCUCAUAAACAUGCGAGGAACUUGACACUCCAACUAUUGGGUUCACAAGGUUUAAAAUUGAGGAUAUUGGCAGAUAUCGAUAUCUUGAUUCGUACAUACAUGGGUGAAGAAGCUAGGAAUGGAACUCUUGACGUUAAGGAAACAGCAAGCAAGAUCAUAAUUGAGUGCCUUGCAAAGAAAGUUAUGGGUGAGAUGGAACCAGAGGCGGCAAAACAACUUGCACUUUGUUGGAGAUAUUUUCCGAGUGGUUGGUUUCGGUUCCCUUUCAAUAUUCCUGGGAUUGGUGUCUAUAAUAUGAUGAAGGCAAGAAAAACGAUGAAGAAGUUACUAAAAGAGGAAGUGUUGAAGAAGAGAGCAUCAGGAGAGGAGUUCGGAGAAUUCUUUAAGAUCAUAUUUGGAGAAAACGAUAGAGGAAAGGAAAUAAUGAAUAUGGAUAAUGUGAUCGAGUACAUAUAUACUUUCUUUCUGAUUGCUAAUGAAACAACACCACGGAUUCUCGCGGUUACAAUUAAACUUAUAAGCGAAAAUCUUGAAGUCAUGCAAGAGCUUCAAAGAGAGCAUGCAAGAAUUGUUGGAGAUAAGAGUGCCAAGCAGUCCGGCCUAACAUGGGAAGACUAUAAAUCCAUGACUUUCACCAAUAUGGUGAUUAAUGAGUCUCUUAGGAUCUCAACCACAGUACCUGUAAUACUUAGGAAACCUGAUCAUGACAUCAAAGUAGGUGAUUAUACAAUUCCAGCGGGUUGGAACUUCAUGGGCUACCCAAGUGUCCAUUUUAAUCCAGAAAAGUACGAGGAUCCUUUAGUAUUUAAUCCAUGGCGUUGGAAGGGAAAAGAUGUGGAUGCGAUACUCUCGAAGAAUUACGUUCCGUUUGGUGCUGGUCCUAGACUCUGUGUAGGAGCUUACUUUGCUAAGAUGCUGAUGGCUAUAUUUAUCCACCAUUUGUGUAGUUAUAGGUGGUCAAUGAAGGCAGAGAUCACAGUAACUCGAAGUUAUAUGCUUAUGUUUCCUCAUGGAUGUGAUGUUCAAAUCUCCAGAGAGACUUAAGUAUAAAAUGUAUUAGAGUUGUUAUAUUUCGUUGGUGAUCAUUGGGCUAUAAUAUAAUAAUAAAAUAAUGGCAUAUAUAUAUUUAUAUAUGGAUA